This is a messenger RNA of Lactuca virosa, 255 nucleotides long. The record is from the annotation of a GenBank genome assembly. NCBI's taxonomy places the organism in Eukaryota, Viridiplantae, Streptophyta, Magnoliopsida, Asterales, Asteraceae.
AUGAAAUCUCUUCAUAUUGACCAAUUAAUGGAUCAAGAGGUUGUUAAUCUUUCUGGUGGUGAAUUUUAUGCAAGGUGUAUAAGCUCUGUUUCAAUUGGUGAGUUUGUGCCACCUGCAUACAAUGUUCAUCUGGCUGCAUUCCGGGCGAGAUUUUACAUGGAGCCAGAUAUAUCAGACAGUGGGUCAAUGAUAAGUGGUGCAGCCGGUGGACGUGGAAUGGGUGGUGGUGGGAGAAGCACACGUGCGAAUGCAUGA